ACUCUUGAUGCUGAUUGGUUGACAGCGUAAACCACGUGAUCUGAAAAGCAUUUCUCCUUUUACUACACGUGCACUUUUUGUUUGAUUACAGAACACCGACGAGUAACAACAGACUGAGGACGGUGUAAUUUUCAGCGAAACAACAUAUUAAUUCAUCUGUUUAAUACUGAUUUAGUAACCAGAUAUGUUUUUACUCGAGGCUGAAUCGAUGGACUGCACGAGUUAUCUUUUUGAAAGCGGGUUUGCAGUGAAUGGUGGUGAUGGUUCUGGACAGUCCACUAUACAUCUAGCGGCAUGCGGAGAUCAAGCUUUCUGCUUGCUGUGGUUGCUCCAGACAGGCGCUGAUGCAAACGAGCAGGAUGCAAAUGGAGAGACACCCAUGCAUAAAGCAGCCAGAUCUGGAAGUGUGGAGUGCAUAAGUGUGCUGAUGGCGAGUGAUGCAAAACUCAACAUCUGCAACAACUCUGGACAGACCGCCGAAGAUAUAGCUUGGUCUUGCGGGUUUGAGGAGUGCGCCAAGUUUUUAAAUACACAACGUAGAACACAAGACUUACGGAACAUCCCAUCAUCAUCCUCAUUGCCGGUCAAGCCGAGCAACUCUUUGGUGGGGCAGAAGAGAGGGCGCACCAUGUCCGACACCAUAGACUGCAAGAAAGCUUGCGACUGGUCGUAAAUGCUCCCAUGAAGAGGGGAUCAUUCGAGUAAUAUCCAUACCCAGUUGUUCAGCCAUUAUGAAACCGAGAACUCAAUGGGUGAACAGAUGGAUGGGUGUGUCUAUGUCAGAAUAUGAUUACUGUAGCCUUAACAGUGAAGGACAUUUGGGCCUGUUCUGUGGUCAGUAAUUUAGGGUGAGGAAUAUAUUCUGAUGUGGGAAUGCAGCAUGCUCUACAUAGACCGGAUACCUGCUAGCAUGCACGAGAUGGGAGUCAGGGCAAUGUUUCCUUGUUGGAUGGACAUACCUUUAAACACAGCAACUUGUAGGAAACACCAGUAAAAAAGUCAUGUGCUGUUUAGGGAGACAUUAAAGGAAUUAAUUUAUUCAAGGACCUGUGAAUGUGGCAAGUGGUUUGAAUUGAAGAUGCUUUAUUUUAGUAUUCCUGUAGCUCAAUUGUAAGCCUAGCAGUAGCAGCGUGUGGGUCUGAUCCAGUUGUGGGUCUGAUCCCAGGGAAAUUGGGAAUGCAUACUGAUGAAAUAUUUUGAGUGCACUGUAAAUCACUUUGAAUAAAAGCAACUGCCAAAUGUAAAAGUGUAAUUUUUGUGUUGUUAAACGAGUUUGUGAAGUUGGAAUAAAAUGAAUUUGUUGUUGGGCAGGAAUUUCAAGUACAUUUUUUUACAAUUUAUAUAGUUAUACGGACAAACUUCAAUGAGUGUAACCAAGAGUGUGAUGGGAAAAACAAAGCAAUGUUUUAAAAAUGAAAUAUUUCAAAGAAUGUUAAAUAAACCGUUCAGCUUUCACGU
Messenger RNA from Misgurnus anguillicaudatus (oriental weatherfish), 1458 nucleotides. It is a transcript of the gene ankrd37, whose product is annotated as ankyrin repeat domain 37. Gene Ontology annotation, molecular function: protein binding. NCBI's taxonomy places the organism in Eukaryota, Metazoa, Chordata, Actinopteri, Cypriniformes, Cobitidae. The record is from RefSeq and is a predicted model, not a curated record. Gene Ontology annotation, cellular component: cytoplasm.